UAGUCUCCUAGAGUGGUGAUAGAGGAAACAUCUUCCUAUACAACAUUUUAGCAUAUGCAGCCUUUCGCAUUUCUCCUUCCGUGAGGUGUUAUACAGUAUCCGAUAAAUUAGAUCAAGAUGUUCGACAUAGAAGCGCUGCCAAAUGAAAUCUUCAAUUUGGUUAUCGAGCAUUUGAUAAUUUCCAUUGGUAUCUUCAGAGCUUUCAUACUUCGAUCCGUCAAUAAAAACUUUAACUCUGCUAUACUAUUCGCCAUCUGCAAUAAACAAAUCUUAGAUAUCAACCAUUGGGUUAUACCAGGGUUGAUUUCCCUUAUACCGACAACCCCGAAAGCCAGAAUUCUUCUAGUAAAAUCACGCUCAGAGGAAAUCAAUAGAGACGAUGCCCUAUUCGUCAUCGCCAGAGUGAAUCAAGUGCUGGAUGACUUAACCAAGCCAUCAAAGGAACAGCAGGCCGAGCAGCAUCAGAUGAUUGCUGAGGCGAUUGCUGAUAGAUACCCACAUGGGAUAUUAAACUCAUUGAAGGAAAAUAAUGCUAGUACGAAAACGAAUGCUCAUAAUGUCCUCAUGGGUGCUAUUGUUAUUGGUAACUUACCACUCGUUAAGACACUGCUGGAAGAGCAACAAGCAGACGUCAACGUAUUUAACCCCUAUUUUGGACAGCCCCUAGAAAUCGCUGCCGUUCGGGGCCACCUACAAAUCGUUCUCUAUCUUCUGGACUGCGGUGCGGAUCCUUGUCGGGAUGAUAACGGAGAGGACUGGAAUGGUUUCGACAGAAGACUCCCGAUAAGUGCGAUAAGUGCGUUAGGGGCAGCGGUCCGAGGAGGACACGAUAACGUCGUCCAGUUGCUUAUGAAACCCGAGUAUAGCCCAUCUCCCGCCAAAGCCGAGUAUUUUCGAGUGAUAGUCGAUGGAGUCAAAUUUGGGCGUCUUCAUUUUGUUCAGUCACUCCUACAGGCAACAGGUAAACAAAUAUCGGACUUCGGCAAGUUCGGCGAUUUAAUGUUUUACACCGCAGUGGUCAACGAUCAACCAGACAUAGUACAGGUGCUUCUAGACGGUGGCAUCGAUGUAAACAUGGCUUUGCAUGACCCAAGCCACCGGCUUUCCAUCCCCAUGCUAUGUAGAGCGGCGUCAAGGGGGAAUCCUCGUAUGGUCCGAAUUCUUCUCGAUCAUGGUGCCAUUGUGGACAGUGGGGGAAAUGCAGAUAUGUAUUAUGAAUCCUGGCUCCCUAUUGCAAGGGCUGCCAGGCUUGGACAUGAAGAAGUGGUUGAUCUUAUACUUGCGCACAGCACCGACCCUAAAUCUCUUGAAACAGCAUUCAUAUGUGCUGCGGAAGGGGGUCAAACUCAUUUAAUGAACAAGCUUUGGAAGAAAGAUUCACAAUUGCAUACAAAACCAUGGCCUCAUCCUAUAAAUCUUAGAUGCACAGUGGGCGUUGAGGCAUUGUACCGUGCCAUUAUCCAAAAAAGCCCAGCGGUGAUCUCUCUAUUGGCCGAGCACGGUGUUUCGCUCAAUGAGAAAUAUUUCGAAAAAUGCCUCAUGGUGAUAGCGAGAUUCGAAUCAGCGCGGUGGAUAGCAGAUUUUAUGGUAUCGUUGGGUGCUGAAGACGUGGACGGUGACAGAUUCACUAACUACACUCACAGGGGCGAUGGCAGAGUGACUAUGAGAGCAGGUGUAUAUAUAAAGAAACAAAACUGGGAGUGGGGUAGCAAAUACUAAAAGUAGACUUAUAUGAAAUGAUUUAUAGAUUUAAGCAAGCCUCCUGCUGAACGGCUAUACUGGCAUUCGUGGUACAUUUUCUUAGAG
Messenger RNA from Daldinia loculata, 1806 nucleotides. RefSeq names its product ankyrin repeat-containing domain protein. The transcript has 2 exons. Gene Ontology annotation, molecular function: protein binding. Lineage: Eukaryota; Fungi; Ascomycota; Sordariomycetes; Xylariales; Hypoxylaceae. The coding region runs from base 118 to 1719 and encodes 533 amino acids. The record is from RefSeq and is a predicted model, not a curated record.